UCCAAUCGAGAGAACAGUCCAAGAGCUUGCUCGGGCUCGCCAUUCUCGACGUAUCCCAGCAUCAUAGAGUUCCACGAGACGAUGGAGCGAUGGAGCAUCACGUCGAAGAUCUGUCGAGCUUCCACCACGCUUCCACACUUGGAGUACAUGUCGAUCAAGCUGUUGGAGACGAAAGUGUCCGAGUCGCAGCCAUUCUUCCUGGCUUGCGAGUGGAUCAUCCGGCCUUUCUCCAGAGAUCCCAGUCUCACAAACUUCCCGUCCAUAACUUUCGGCUCUUCUCUCGAUGCCAAACUCGAGCAAGCCGUAAGAACAGCCACGAAAGUCCGCGAAUUCGGAGAGCUCGAUCCAUCUUCUCGCUCCAUGCUGUGGAAAAGAUCCAGCGCCGUGCUACCUUGGCCGUUUGCCGCGUAUCCCAGGAUCAAGGAAUUCCAAGAAACCACUGUACGAUGAUCCAUCGUGUCAAAGAUCUGGCGAGAGAGCUCCAUGCUCUCACACUUGGCGUACAUGUGGACAAGACUGUUCAUCACAUAGUUCGUGGCGUGGAAUCCAGCUUCGAUCGCAUCGCUGUGGAUUCUUUUGCCGCUGUCGAGAUCUCUGGUGCUGCCACAGGCCUUCAAUCCGGCCAGCAAGAGGAAGACGUCCGGUCGCUGCGAAUCCAGUCGAUUCUGCUGCCGCUCGAACGAGCAGCUGCGAUCCAGGAGGAGACAUUUCGCGGCGGAGAUCUUACAUUUUGGAGCUGGAGCGCGCAUUCCCCUGGAUUCAUCGCGUAUCGAUCCAUCGCAUUGGGAAGAACCCUAAAAAGAAUAGGGCGAGGGCGAGCGGAGGCUUCCAUCGCAAUGCCGGAGAUCCGGACGCAAGAAUGCCGGGCGCUGGCGAGCUCUGCGCUCUGCGGCACGCUGGGAAGAGCGCCGCGAUCCGCCGCGCGCUGCGGAUCUAGGAGAGCUUGUCUCCAAAUCAGGGCGGCUGUCAUGCAAUCCACACCAUUGCCGAUGCGUAGCAACGAGCUCAAGAACAGUACGCCCGUGGAAGAGAUGAAGAAGCUGAGGCUCAUCUCGGCUAUCAAGACUCCAUAUCUUCCAGAUGGAAGGUUUGAUCUGGAAGCUUACGAUUCACUGGUAAGAACCCAGGUCGAUCACGGUGUGGAGGGACUUAUCGUAGGGGGAACCACAGGAGAGGGUCAUCUCAUGAACUGGGACGAGCACAUCAUGCUCAUCGCCCACACGGUGAAUUGCUUUGGAGACAAGAUAAAAGUGAUUGGAAACACUGGCAGCAACUCCACUCGAGAGGCGAUCCACGCGACCGAGCAGGGAUUUGCGGCGGGCAUGCAUGCUGCGCUCCACAUCAAUCCUUACUACGGGAAGACGUCCAUGGAUGGGCUUUUGCUCCACUUCAAGAGCGUGCUCGCUAUGGGUCCGACUGUGAUCUAUAACGUUCCCGGAAGAACUGGCCAAGACAUUCCACCGUCGGUGAUCGAGAAGAUAGCGAGCAGUCCAAACUUCCUGGGUGUCAAGGAGUGUAUGGGAAACGAACGCGUGAAGCACUACACUGAGCAGGGGAUUGCGGUGUGGAGUGGAAACGACGAUCAGUGCCAUGACUCGAGGUGGGACUUCGGUGCUCGAGGUGUGAUUUCGGUGGUGAGCAACUUGGUUCCCAAGUUGAUGCACGAGCUCAUGUUCUCCGGGAAGAACCAGGAGCGCAACGAGAAGCUGAUGCCUUUGAUCAACUGGCUGUUCGUGGAGCCGAAUCCCAUCGGACUAAACACUGCCUUGUCGCAGCUCGGGCUCAUCCGGCCGGUCUUUCGGCUACCGUAUGCUCCUCUCAACGUUGAGAAGAGGCAAGAGUUCGUGAAGAUCGUCGAGGGCAUUGGACGCGAGAAUUUCCCUGGCUGCACGGAAGUCCGGCUGCUCAAGGACGAUGAUUUUCUUCUCGUGGAGAGGUACUGAAGGAGAGAAAUUCUCAGAGUUUCAGUGCUGUUGGUAAGCCAAGUUUGUUUCCUUCUUUCCUUUGGACUGCUAAUCUAAGCUUGUGGAGUUUCAUCAGGUUCUUAUGAAACUGGCA
Messenger RNA from Selaginella moellendorffii, 2058 nucleotides. Its product is annotated as 4-hydroxy-tetrahydrodipicolinate synthase, chloroplastic. The record is from RefSeq and is a predicted model, not a curated record. Gene Ontology annotation, molecular function: 4-hydroxy-tetrahydrodipicolinate synthase activity. Lineage: Eukaryota; Viridiplantae; Streptophyta; Lycopodiopsida; Selaginellales; Selaginellaceae. The transcript is spliced from 2 exons. Bases 90 to 1943 code for a protein of 617 amino acids.